UCACAUAUAUCUGUGUUUCUUGUAUUGAGAGGUGAUAUAAAUACCGAUGGAGGACGGACAGGUGUGCUGCAGGUAAAUGCGCGCGUCAGUCACGUGACUGAACUAUACAACACGCACUUCACGGUCAGUCCAGCAGAUCUGCGCUUGGGAGCAUUCUCUUCUUGGGAUUUGUGUUAAGAAACCUCUUAAACUAGUUAUUAAGGAAAACAAGGAGAAGAGUUUCGUGAAUCCGGUCAAAAUGUCGUUACUUCCUUAGUUACCGUCACUAUGGUUACUGAAAACAAGCCUGACGGGAUGGGAGCUGUGCGGUGCUGCGUUAGGAACGGGGAAGACAUGAACGAGUCACCAGGUUUGACAGACUACCAGCUCUUCAUCAGAUGCUCUUCUCAAACAGAGUCUGCGGUGUCCCCGGGCCUGUGUGCAGGGCUCAGUCGGUGUUAUUUGGAGGAGCGAGUGUUUCCGGUGCUGCUGCCUGGACUGGAGGCUCUGCUCGCAGAAGCGCAGAAGCACCGCUGCACGGAGAGGAAAAAGACGGCGUUUAAUGGCUGUGACUUCCUCACUGAAUGGCUAUACAAUAAAAACCCUCGGGCAGAGCGAACACCUACACAUUUUCAUUCAAUCCCUUUCGUCCAGAACUGGCUUCUUGAACAUCCCAGGCCGCACAUCCCAGCGUCUCUGCUUCUAACAGACGAGCAAGCUGCAGUGUUGAUCCAGGCUUUCUGGAGGGGAUAUAAGUUUGGUCGGAGCUGGCUGAACUUGAUGGCAGUGCUGACCAGCAUGUGGAGGCUGGUGUGUCCAUUGAGGUGGUUCCUCCUACACCUCAGAGCAGAGUCCUGUGUACACCAGCUCCUCAGAGCGCCUCAGAGAGAAAAGAGCUGCUCAAGCCAAUCCUCUCUUCCCAGCGCACCACCACUCUACAUCAUGUCAACAACGUAACUGCAGAAUGAAGAAUUCACUGCUGUGGCUCUGUUUCAGUGUUUCUCAAACCUGUCCUAGGGACCCCCAAACGGCACAUUUUGUAUGUCUCCCUGAUUGGUUACACCCAUUUCAUGUCUUGUAGUCUCUGCUAAUGAGCUGAAGAGCUGAAUUAGGUGUGUUUGAUGGGGGAGACAUACAAAAUGUGAAGUGCUGGGGGGUCUGUAGGACAGGUUUGUGAAGCACUGCUCUUUUUGUUAUUAAAGGAAUAGUUCACCAAAAAAUUAAACUUUGCUAAUAAUUUACUUGCCCUCAGGCCAUUCAAGAUGUAGAUAAGGUUGUUAUUUCGUUGGAACAGAUAUGGAGAAAUUUAGCAUUACAUGGACCCUGUAAAGUGAAAGAGUAAAAUAA
Molecule: messenger RNA, 1326 nt
Organism: Cyprinus carpio (common carp)
Lineage: Eukaryota; Metazoa; Chordata; Actinopteri; Cypriniformes; Cyprinidae
Gene: iqck
Product: IQ motif containing K
Exons: 7
Coding region: 268-936 (222 amino acids)
Molecular function (GO): protein binding
Source: RefSeq, a predicted model, not a curated record